Trypanosoma cruzi is the source of this 2568-nucleotide messenger RNA. RefSeq lists its product as uncharacterized. NCBI's taxonomy places the organism in Eukaryota, Euglenozoa, Kinetoplastea, Trypanosomatida, Trypanosomatidae. The transcript has a single exon. The coding region runs from base 1 to 2568 and encodes 855 amino acids. The record is from RefSeq and is a predicted model, not a curated record.
AUGCCAAUCAAGGCAAAGCCUAUUGACCCCGGUCGAGCUCGGCUUGCUGCUCUUGGCCAGUGGAAUCGACAGCGUCGGACGACAUCUACUGGCCCCAAUUCUGCCAAAAGGAGAGGGAGCGGUAGUUGGGCCAACAGUACCGGCAGCAGCACGAGCACAAGUUCUUCUGAGGGCAGUCGCACAGGUAGGAGAGGCCGGCGACGGUUGUGCAAUCAGAAUGGAAAAAGGGAAGGCAACAGCAAUGGUGGGACACCGGCGUUUUUAACAUCUUCACGGACAGUGGACAGCGACAGCGGCACGUCAAAUAGCGAUCCGGAGUUGUACCGCGCGGCCCGGGAGCGAACCGAGCGAUUUUUGUACCCAAAUGGCCGUUCCGGCAUUAAUGUCUCUAGUAGUAAUCACGGUGCUGUUAUGGAAGCCCGUGGGGAGGCGGCAAGUAAUGCAGAGAACAUAUCACUUGAUGCCUCACUGCCGAUGGCACCGGUGGCACCGGUUUUCUCUGGCUUACAGAGUCAAAAUCAAAAGAAGGAGUCUGAUAAUAAAGGGAGUGAUGCAAAUUUAGAGAGCAGCCGUAAAUUUUCCCCACCGUCUCCAGCCGUAGUACCUCUCGUUGUACAAGAGGCUCUUCGAGGGCUACAGGGGACAAAGGACAGUGCGUCAGAGCGUGAAUUUGCCCGUCUCAUGGAUCUUUUUGCCGCUGAUGUUCAGAAAGAACGUGAAAAGGAAAAGGAGUUGCAGCAGGAGAAAGAGUUGGAGGUUGACACAAUGGACACGAUAUCUUCAAUGAUGGCUAAGAAUCAAAAUCAGAAACCUGCUCAAGGGCAAUGGGACGAGACUUACAAGUUGUAUACUUCUCCUCCACACACAUUCGACGAGCUACAGGAACGCGCGCUUCUGCAGCUGUAUGCCGCAAACGAGGAGAACAAAGAUAGUGGGUAUUUUAUUGCCACGGAUCAUAUGGCGGAGGCGUUCACAUUGGCGACACUGGAGGCGACACGCAAUGAAUUCCCAGGAGAAUCUGAUGCUGCUUCGGGGGCGUCAGGAGCAUUGAACGAUAAUAAUGAGAAAUUUCGACCCAUUGGGGCGCCACCUUCUCUCAUGGAGAUCGUUGCCAUCGAGCGUGCCCGUCGCAAUGCUCGGGCAGCUUUUCAGAAGCGCCGGGAGGGAGAAGAGGGAGUGACUAUUGAUCGUAAUACAGAGGCAUUGCUCUCCAUGGAUACGGAAGUCCUUGCAGCUACCGCGGAGGAGAAUUUGAACCGUUUCUUAUUAGCGGUUCGUUGCAUUGAAAAUGCGGUGCGUAAUCGUCGUGUGACCGAUGCAUUGGGUCGUUUUUUGUUUGCCCAUCAUAAGCCAUUUCUUCGCACCACUCGUGGUGCUGGUUCAUCGGCUGAUGCUAUUCGAGAGUUCCCUCACGAGGCGUUUGCGGUGUAUGAGCGGUACGGUCACUAUGUGGGCAAAUUUAUCACCGAGUUGUUGAAUCGAAAUGUGCCAAAGUUCAAUAUGGAGGAGUUUGUCUUGUCGCUGUUUGAUGUGAAUAUGAAUGGGGAAGAAAACAACAAUGCUAGCGAUGCUGAAGACGUAUCAAUGGAUGUUUUAUCGUACCCCGCGUGGCGUCUCUUACAGUCCAUCUCUUCUUUUAACGAGUUCUGUACCUUCAUGGAUGACUUUAUUGCCGAGGAGUACGGCGUGGAGAAGGUUGUUGCGCAUGAAAACGAAAGUACCAAUGGCGAUGCUGGUGUCAAGGCGUCUCGUUACGAUGGGGACGGAGUGGUUGUGGUAGCGGGCGCUAGAGGCGUCCGUGCACUACUGACAAAAUCGAAGGCCAAGUUGCCCAGCGCAAGGGCAUCAUCUACGUGUGAUGCUUCACAACAGAUGCGCGUCCCCAACGAGGGUGCACACGAAAGCAACGAUGACUUUCUUUUUCUCCCUUCAGAAGGCGGUGCCACUGAAACUCCGUUAUCAUCACCACCACGUGAAUCACAGGCGCAUGGAGAUUGCUCUGCAGCGGAAUUCAGCACACGUACGGAUUCCGCUCCUACGGUACUUUCGAAUUCGCACCCUGCCCUAUCUGGAAGUUCCCGCCCGCCCUUUGGGAACAGUUUAACUCCCCCACCAGCGGCGUCCUUGCAGGGUCCAAGGCCCAGCAAAAACAGCCUCAGCACCGCCAACUCUAUUCCGCAACUUCCACAUGGGAGUCGUCGAAUUGAGGCAGUGCGAGGGCGAAAUUUGCCACCUUUAUCUGCUGCCGGGGGCAAAGAGGCUGAAACAAUGUUCUUUACUGCCCCAUUGAAGUUGAGUUUAGGCUCUGAGGCCAAUGUCGUUCCCCCGGGUGGCUUCAAGGCCGAGCCUGUGACAACGGAACGUACCGUGCGGGGCACUGACUCCAGUGGGAAGAUCGACAAGGUCUCUGGAAGGCAGGCGCCUUCUUCGUCGAUUGGCAUUAGUUAUGGACACAAGAAGAAAAGCAAGGAUUCUAGAAGCCGUAGCGGUGCACGGACUGGUGCUGAGACGACAACGACGACAACGAAACCACGAGGGAAGAAGUUGAAGUCCCCUCAAGAUGCUUGA